AUGGAUGAUAUCGAGGACCGGUUGCGCAGCCAUGCGCAGGCAUUCAAUGGUCUUCUCUCCUUAAUCCCCGCCAAGUAUUACUACGGUGAUGACAAUAGUGACCAGUGGCAACGAAAGAAGCAGACCAAAGAGCAAGCCCGUGAAGCAAAGCGUGCCAAACUCGACCCGGACUCCACCACAACUGCCAAAACUGCCAAGGACAUCAUGGAUGAGAACGCCCGCAAGCGCAAGCGUGAGGAUGGUACCCUCGAGAGCGAUUCUUCGGACGACGAGUUGGGCUCCGAGAAGCCCAUGGAGGGUCUGAACCGCGGUGAGAAGGCCAAGAAGCAAAAGCAGGUCGAGAAGUCCGACACUGUCAAGUCUGAGGCCGCCGAGGCCCGUAAGAAGCAAAAGGAAGAGAAGAAGGAGAAAAAGAAGGCCGCCCAGAAGGAAAAGAAAAAGGCGAAGGAGACGGCCCGCAAAGAGAAGCAACAGCAAGACGAAAAGCCCAACGGCACAGCGACUGAGACUCCCAAGAAAGAGAAGGAGGCUGCCAAGUCUAACGACAAUGGUGAUGCUGACGAGGGCGAGGCAUCUGAUGAUGAGGACGGUGAUGAUCUCGAAGAAGGCGUCGCCGAAGAAGGAUUUUCCAUCGAGUUCAACGAUGAGCCCGAACAGCCUUCUUCAGGUUCCUCUACUCGCAAUUCCCCCGAUGCCUCAAACCUCCAAUCGGGCAGCUCCUCUAUAUCCUCUAUUGUUCCUCCUACCGCCUCUAAUGAUACCAAAUCCUCCGGGCCCAAGCCCCUUAAGGCCACACCAGAAGACCUCAAGCAGCGUUUACAGAAACGCCUGGACGAGCUUCGUGCCAAGCGCCAAGCAGAUGGUCUUAACGGCAAGCCUGCCCGUAACCGUCAGGAGCUCAUCGAAGCCCGCCGUCAAAAAGCCGAGCAACGCAAAGCACACAAGAAGGAGCUGCGCGCCAAGGCCAAGGAAGAAGAGCAACGCAAGGACGACGAGGCUAUGGCCCGUCGCUUUUCCCCCGGUGGCUCAGGAUCUCUCCUAGCCUCUCCUCGCUCCCCCGCCGAAUCCAUCGGUCCUUCUAAUAACUUUUCCUUCGGCCGUGUUAUCUUCGCGGACGGUCAGCAAACCGACGCUUCCCUUACCAACGUUCGUGAUCAACACAAGAGUGCUGGACCCAGAGAUGCGGCUGCUCAGCUCCAAGCUGCUGAGGCUAAGCAGGCACGUCUUGCCGAGAUGGAUCCGGAAAAGCGCGCUGAACUCGAAGAGAAGGACCGCUGGCUGAAUGCCAAGAAGCGUGCUCACGGCGAGCGAGUUCGCGACGACACAUCCCUCCUGAAGAAGGCCUUGAAGCGCAAGGAGACUGCUAAGAAGAAGUCCGCGCGUGAGUGGAACGACCGCAUUGAUACUGUUUCCCGUAUGAAGGAGCAGCGACAGAACAAGCGUGAGGAGAACCUUCGCAAGCGCCGAGACGAGAAGGGUAGCAAGGGUGGCAAGAAGAAGCCUGCUGGUGGAGCGAAGAAGAAGGCUAGACCUGGAUUUGAAGGCAGUUUCAAGCCCAAGACUGGCGGCAAGAAGAAAUAA
Molecule: messenger RNA, 1581 nt
Organism: Penicillium malachiteum
Lineage: Eukaryota; Fungi; Ascomycota; Eurotiomycetes; Eurotiales; Aspergillaceae
Product: putative 60S ribosome biogenesis protein Rrp14
Exons: 3
Coding region: 1-1581 (526 amino acids)
Biological process (GO): ribosomal small subunit biogenesis; ribosomal large subunit biogenesis
Cellular component (GO): nucleolus
Molecular function (GO): DNA binding; RNA binding
Source: RefSeq, a predicted model, not a curated record